CUUAUUACAGCAUUCCUCUGAGCCAAAUAAUUAGUAAGACGUAACACAGUGACCCUCUGAGGAACUGGCUGACAGGCUGGAUGUGACAACUGACAGCAGUGGAUUAAUCAGACUUCUAACAAGCUGAAGACAUGGCUGUGUGUAACUCUACACUGUGCUUGGUCUGGCCUACUUCAAUCCUAUUGUGUAUGUGGCUGUGGAAGGCCAGCUGUGACGUACAAUUUAAAGCAGAGGAGGAGGAGAUUUACCAUUCUGACAAACAGACUACACUGGGAUGGAAUUCUGAACCCCUCAGAGAAUGGAGUGAAAUCCGGCUCAGAGUGGGUACACAGGGUUCAGUUCCUGUGCUCCAAGCUUGUGGAAGACGCACAAUGAGAACUAUUUUAAGCAAGUGGAUGGAGCGUAAAGACGCCCACAAUCUACUGAUGGAUGUUGCUUUUGCCCAAGAACAGGAGCCUGAAUCUGGUCAGCUCAGCCCACUACAAGUUCACCUUUUUGACUCAGACGAACCCAUCACAAGAUUUCAGGAUGGUAGGAAAGUCCUGGACCUCCAGACCUCCAACCCGAUUCCUACCUCAGUCCAUGGUUCACCAGCCAGCUACCUGAACCGCAGUUUGGCUCUGAGCCUGGGCUUGGUCCGGCAAAGAGGCUUCCAGCUCGCCUUCUCCUACUCUGGAACAUGUGUGCUGGUAUCAUCCAUCAGGCUGUACUAUAGGAAGUGCCCUGACAUCGUGGCUCACCUGGCUUUGUUCAAGGGGACGGGGGCCGGCUCGGGUCCCCUGUCAGGUUCCUGCGUGAGCGGAGCUGUGGAGGUUUCUCGGCCUGUCAGUGAGUGUAAUGUGAAUGGAGUAUGGGUUCCACUGCAGGGGGCGUGUACCUGUGAACCUGGGCAUCAAGUCAUGGGUGAAACCUGUCAAGCAUGUUUGAUCGGUUACUACAAACCAGCCAGUAAGAAUGGAGGAUGUCGGUUGUGCCCACCGAACAGCAGGACACAUGGGGAGGGAUCAGAGAGGUGUGACUGUCUGCACGGUUUCAGCCGCCUGCCAACCGACCCUGAUGACCUCGGCUGCACCAAGCCGCCCUCUGCCCCUGUGAAUCUAACAGCCCAUCAUCACAAUGACUCUGUGCUGAUUUUGAUGUGGGACCCUCCUCAUGACUGGGGAGGCAGACAGGAAGUGGUGUAUCGUGCCAAGUGUGAGAAGAAAACGGCGUCUGGCAGUCAGUGGGGGUCAUGCGGGAAUGAUGUGGUCAUCCUGCCAGACUCAGCAGGGCUGACCAACACAUCAGUCAGCAUCACAGGACUGAAUCCACAGUGUGACUACAGACUGUCAGUGCAUGCCUGGAAUGAUGUAUCCACCCUGCAGGGGGCGCCACAUUUAUCCACUGCCACUGUUACUAUUCAUAGAUGGAAAGUUCCUCCUAUGGUGAUCACUGUGACCCUGGGCCAAAACCUCUCAGAGCCUGAAAUAACACCAGCUCCUCAGCACCAGAGCCGGCUCUCCAUAUGGCUGACUAUUGGGGUUUUGUUUGUCAGCUUGCUGCUCAUGGCUGUAAUCCCAAUCGCUGUGUGUUACCUGCGCCGCACCAAACUCAGGCCUGACCAGGAAGUAGAGUUGGUGCCAGUGGACCCUGUAUUUUCCUACCGACGUCUGCAGGAGAUGGAGGCUGGGCCCCCGCAGGCCAACAUGGGGGAAGGUGUGGUCCAGUUGCUGGAGGGGCUCAGUGGCAGGCUGCUGGCCAGUCUUAAAGAGGUCCUUGUGGAGAGAGACAAGCUCACCCUGGGCAAGGAGCUUGGCAGAGGAGAGUUUGGCUCAGUCUAUGAAGGGGUCUAUACAUCAGACGAAGGUGUGGACAUCAAGGUAGCUGUGAAGACCAUGAGAGUUGGAAUCCACAGCCAGGAAGACUUGCAUGAGUUUUUGAGAGAGGCAGAGAUCAUGAAAAACUUUGAUCACGAAAAUGUGGUCAGACUAGUCGGGGUCACUUUACAGAGGGAGCAGGACUCUCCUCUGCCUGUUCCCCUGGUCAUCUUGCCCUACAUGAAACACGGAGACCUGCGACGCUUCCUCAUUGCUACACGCUAUGGCGAUAUUCCUAUGUUUGUGCCUCAUCAGAGUCUCCUGCGCUUCAUGAUUGACAUUGCAGCAGGGAUGGACUAUCUGAGCUCGCAAGGGUUCCUGCACAGAGACCUGGCCGCACGCAACUGCAUGCUGGGUGAUGACCUCAGGGUGUGUGUGGCUGAUUUCGGCUUGUCCAAGAAAAUCUACAGCAGCAAUUAUUAUCGUCAGAAAGUAGCUAUCCGUGUGCCAAUCAAGUGGAUGGCCAUGGAGAGCCUGUCUGAGUCAGUCUACACCGCCAAAAGUGACGUGUGGUCGUUUGGGGUGACCAUGUGGGAGAUUGUGUCCCGGGGAAGGACCCCCUAUCCUGGAGUUCACAACCAUGAGCUGCUGGACCUGCUGCUGUCCGGACACAGGCUCAAACCACCUGAGGACUGUGACCAGGAACUUUAUGAAGUCAUGCGGAGCUGCUGGGACAAGGAUUCGGCCCGCAGGCCCGGCUUCAGGGAACUGUGUGAGACACUGAAAGGUCUUCUGUCGGAGCUGCCGGUUCUGGAGGCCAGCCAGGAGGCCAGCUACAUCAACCUAGGCCUGGAGGUUGCUGCUGCAGCUGCAGCUGCCUCUCAGGAUCCACAGACAGACUCUGGGGGAAGAUGGGAAAAUGUCUACCUGCCCUCUCCCGUGGGUGCUGCUGCAGCCAGAGAUGAGGAUGUGGAAGUAGAUGGCUAUCUUAAGUAUAUAACUGACUCAACAGAUAAAGGGAAUGACAAUCACUAAAAAUAAUUUACAAUAUGUAAUUCUGUAUUAAAGUGAACAUGAACUGUGUGUGUGACAGAGACAGAAAUGUUGUAUGUGUGUAUAGAAUUCUGUCUUUUGAUGUCAUAAUUAUGAUGAUUAUGCAGUAAGUCAAAAUGAUCUAAUAAUUUUCAUUCAAAAGAUCAACAUUUUAAUUUACCAUCUCAUAAUUAAGACUUAUUAUCUAAUAAUUGUAACAUUAAUUUAGACCUAACAGUAUUUUGUGUCAUUCCUAACAUUCAGUUUUUUUUUUUUUUCUGGCACCAAUGGUCGUUUAUGAAACUAUUGUUGCAUUCUUGAGCCUGUAAAUGCUGACUUCCAGGGCUUUAGCUUUGACAGCAAUAUGGAUGAAAUUCACAGUGCGGUAAGAACAUUAUCAAAUGUGGGGUUUGUGUCUGAAAGUUGUAUAAUUAUACUGGAUCAUGACUAAUUCUAAUAGUAAGAUAUUGUGACAGUUUCCAUGUGUUUUUUUAGAAAAGCCCAACAAAAUCUGUUGCAAAGUGAGAUUUAGACUAUAAAAGUACAUAUAUUUAAUUUUUAAUGAUGAGUUUUCAUCUAGAAAAACACAAAAACUUUACUUGAUGGCACAAGUUUAACUUUUUACAUGUGAUUUUAAAUAUUAACAAUGCAGUUGCUUGAAAAAAAUUAAUAAUUAAUAACAUUUACCGUGAAACGGUAUAUUCUGUUAUCUGAAUGCAGGCUUGUGUAUAUUCAAUUCAAUUCAAUUCAAUUGAAAUGGGCUUUAUUGGCAUGGGAGACAGACGUUUACAUUGCUAAAGCAAGUGUAAAAUAUAUAUAUAUAUACAGAUUAGUAAGACAAAUAAAAAUAAAAUAUUA
This is a messenger RNA of Dicentrarchus labrax (European seabass), 3686 nucleotides long. RefSeq names its product tyrosine-protein kinase receptor TYRO3. Gene Ontology annotation, cellular component: neuron projection; signaling receptor complex; plasma membrane. Gene Ontology annotation, biological process: axon guidance; cell surface receptor protein tyrosine kinase signaling pathway; nervous system development. Lineage: Eukaryota; Metazoa; Chordata; Actinopteri; Moronidae. The coding region runs from base 132 to 2831 and encodes 899 amino acids. Gene Ontology annotation, molecular function: ATP binding; protein binding; transmembrane-ephrin receptor activity. The record is from RefSeq and is a predicted model, not a curated record. The transcript has 15 exons.